Molecule: messenger RNA, 4414 nt
Organism: Mus pahari (shrew mouse)
Lineage: Eukaryota; Metazoa; Chordata; Mammalia; Rodentia; Muridae
Gene: Rasgrf1
Product: Ras protein specific guanine nucleotide releasing factor 1
Exons: 27
Coding region: 401-4189 (1262 amino acids)
Biological process (GO): positive regulation of GTPase activity; Ras protein signal transduction
Cellular component (GO): plasma membrane
Molecular function (GO): guanyl-nucleotide exchange factor activity; protein binding
Source: RefSeq, a predicted model, not a curated record
CUGUCCGCGCUGCUGAAACGGGCUCUUCGAGGGAUUGGCGUCAUAUGACUCCGCCUGCUGCCCCCCAGCCCUCGCGCAGACCGCCCUUCCCUCAGUUAGCUGAGGGAGGGUCGUGCAACAUCCCCAGGGGCCCCCGCGGCUCUGCGGAGAGGAGAGGUUCCAGCCAGGAAGGGUCCAGCUAGGAGCACGGCGCCCGAUCUCAAAGUGUAGAUCUUGAAGGGGGCGGGGUGUGAGAGAGCCGCGGGAGGGCGGGGGAGCGAGCGAGAGAGAGAGAGAGCGAGGGAGAGCGAGGGAGCGAUUCUGAGAGCGCCAGAGAACGGCGGAGCGCGCACCGACGAGGGGCAUUCGGAUGCCUCUCUGAGAUGUAAGUGCGUAGCAGUCUCUCAGGCCUUCUAGCACCAUGCAGAAAGCCAUCCGGCUCAACGAUGGCCACGUCGUGACCCUGGGACUGCUGGCACAGAAGGACGGCACGCGCAAAGGCUACCUGAGCAAGAGGAGCGCGGACAACCCAAAAUGGCAAACCAAGUGGUUUGCCCUGCUCCAGAACCUGCUCUUCUACUUCGAAAGCGACUCCAGCCCUCGGCCCUCCGGGCUCUACCUGCUCGAGGGAAGUAUCUGUAAACGCGCGCCCUCCCCCAAGAGAGGGACCUCCUCCAAGGAGUCCGGCGAGAAACAGCAACACUACUUCACAGUGAACUUCUCCAAUGACAGCCAGAAGACCUUGGAGCUGAGGACCGAGGAUGCCAAGGACUGUGACGAGUGGGUGGCCGCCAUCGCUCGUGCCAGCUACAAGAUACUGGCUACAGAGCACGAGGCGCUCAUGCAGAAGUACUUGCACCUGCUGCAGGUAGUGGAGACAGAGAAGACUGUGGCUAAACAGCUGCGCCAGCAGCUUGAGGACGGUGAGGUUGAGAUCGAGCGCCUGAAGACGGAGGUAACUAUUACAAACCUGAUCAAGGACAAUGACCGUGUUCAAUCCAGCAACAAGGCCGCUUCUGCUGAUGAUGAGGACAGUGACAUCAAGAAAAUUAAGAAGGUUCAGAGCUUCCUUCGGGGAUGGCUGUGCCGUCGAAAGUGGAAGAACAUCAUCCAGGACUACAUCCGGUCUCCCCACGCGGACAGCAUGCGCAAGAGGAACCAGGUGGUAUUCAGCAUGCUGGAGGCGGAGGCUGAGUACGUGCAGCAGCUACACAUCCUUGUCAACAACUUCCUGCGCCCACUGCGCAUGGCCGCCAGCUCUAAGAAACCCCCUAUAACACACGACGACGUCAGCAGUAUCUUUCUGAACAGCGAGACCAUCAUGUUCCUGCAUCAGAUCUUCUACCAAGGCCUGAAGGCCCGUAUCUCUAGCUGGCCCACCCUGGUGCUGGCGGACCUGUUCGACAUCCUGCUGCCCAUGCUGAACAUCUACCAGGAGUUCGUCCGCAACCACCAGUACAGCCUCCAGAUCCUUGCUCACUGCAAGCAAAACCGGGACUUUGACAAGCUCCUCAAGCAGUAUGAGGCCAAGCCAGACUGCGAGGAGCGCACACUGGAGACCUUCCUCACCUACCCAAUGUUCCAGAUCCCCAGGUACAUCCUGACACUCCAUGAGCUGCUGGCCCACACACCCCAUGAGCAUGUGGAGCGUAACAGCCUGGACUAUGCCAAAUCCAAACUAGAGGAACUGUCCAGGAUCAUGCAUGACGAAGUCAGUGAGACCGAAAACAUCCGCAAAAACCUGGCCAUUGAGCGUAUGAUCACUGAGGGCUGUGAGAUCCUCCUGGACACCAGCCAGACCUUCGUGCGCCAAGGUUCCCUCAUGCAGGUGUCCUUGUCAGAAAAGAGCAAGUCCUCUAGGGGCCGCCUGGGGUCUCUGUCCAUUAAGAAAGAGGGUGAGCGCCAGUGUUUCCUGUUCUCCAAGCAUCUCAUCAUCUGCACCAGAGGCUCUGGUGGGAAACUGCACCUAACCAAGAAUGGAGUCAUAUCCCUCAUUGACUGCACCUUACUGGAUGAACCCGAAAACCUGGACGACGAAGCCAAAGGAGCUGGACCAGAGAUAGAGCACCUGGAGUUUAAGAUCGGGGUGGAGCCAAAGGACUCCCCGCCCUUCACCGUCAUCCUGGUGGCCUCAUCCAGGCAGGAGAAGGCAGCAUGGACCAGUGACAUCAUCCAGUGCGUGGAUAAUAUCCGCUGCAAUGGACUCAUGAUGAAUGCCUUCGAAGAAAAUUCCAAGGUCACCGUGCCUCAGAUGAUCAAGUCUGACGCUUCCUUAUAUUGUGAUGAUGUUGACAUUCGCUUCAGCAAGACCAUGAAUUCUUGCAAAGUGCUUCAGAUCCGCUAUGCCAGCGUGGAGCGCCUGCUGGAGCGCCUGACCGAUCUUCGCUUCCUGAGCAUUGACUUUCUCAACACCUUCCUGCAUUCCUAUCGAGUCUUCACCACUGCUAUGGUGGUCCUGGACAAGCUAAUCAACAUCUACAGAAAACCCAUGAGUGCCAUUCCUGCCAGGUCCCUGGAACUCUUGUUUUCCAGCAGCCACAACGCCAAGCUUCUGUACGGAGAUGCCCCCAAAUCCCCUCGCGCCAGCCGCAAGUUCUCCUCGCCGCCGCCCUUGGCCAUCGGGACAUCGUCCCCGAGCCGCCGUCGGAAGCUGUCCCUCAACAUCCCCAUCAUCACAGGUGGCAAGGCACUGGAACUGGCUUCACUUGGGUGCAGCUCCGAUAGCUACGCCAACAUACACUCACCCAUAUCCCCCUUCGGCAAAACCACACUGGACACUGGCAAGCUCUGUAUGGCCAGCAGCCUACCCAAGACUCCAGAGGAGAUUGACGUGCCUACCACAAUUCCAGAAAAGCCUGGGGAGCUCUCAGCCUCCAGAAAGCAGAGCUCUGACAUCCUGAAAGGAGAGUCUGAUGGCGACCAGAACCACAGUGAUGAAGACAACACAGAAGUGUCGCCAGUUAAAUCUCCACCAACACCGAAGUCGUUCUUAAACAGAACCAUCACAGAGUUCCCAUUCUUUAACUACAACAACGGAGUCCUGAUGACCACGUGUCGCGAUCUGGUGGACAAUAACCGCAGCACUCUCUCAGCUACUUCUGCCUUUGCCAUAGCGACUGCAGGAGCCAAUGAAGGCCCCUCAAACAAGGAGGUCUUUCGAAGGAUGUCUUUGGCCAACACAGGCUUUUCCUCUGACCAGAGAAAUAUCGACAAGGAGUUUGUGAUCCGCAGAGCUGCCACCAAUCGAGUGUUGAAUGUGCUCCGCCACUGGGUCACCAAGCACACCCAGGACUUUGAUACCGACGAUACGCUCAAAUACAGGGUGAUCUGCUUCUUGGAGGAGGUCAUGCAUGACCCAGACCUUCUGACCCAAGAGCGAAAGGCAGCAGCCAACAUCAUCAGGACUCUGACCCUAGAAGAAACAACUGAACAACAUAGCAUGCUGGAAGAAGUCAUACUGAUGACGGAGGGUGUGAAGACUGAGCCCUUCGAAAGCCACCCAGCCCUGGAGAUAGCAGAGCAGCUGACCCUACUGGAUCACCUUGUCUUCAAGAGUAUUCCUUAUGAAGAGUUCUUUGGCCAGGGCUGGAUGAAGAUGGAGAAGUAUGAAAGGACACCUUACAUUAUGAAAACCACCAAACACUUCAACCAUGUCAGCAACUUCAUUGCUUCAGAAAUUAUCCGAAACGAGGACAUCAACGCAAGGGCAAGCGCCAUCGAGAAGUGGGUGGCCGUGGCCGACAUAUGUCGCUGCCUGCACAACUACAAUGCUGUGCUGGAGAUCACCUCCUCCAUCAACCGCAGCGCCAUCUUCCGACUCAAAAAGACAUGGCUCAAAGUUUCUAAGCAGACGAAAUCUUUGCUUGACAAGCUCCAAAAGCUUGUGUCAUCAGAUGGCAGAUUUAAGAACCUCAGAGAGGCUUUGAGAAAUUGCGAUCCACCUUGUGUCCCUUACCUGGGGAUGUAUCUCACCGACUUGGUGUUCAUCGAGGAGGGGACACCCAAUUACACAGAGGACGGCCUGGUCAACUUCUCCAAGAUGAGAAUGAUCUCCCAUAUUAUCCGAGAGAUUCGCCAAUUUCAGCAGACGACCUACAAAAUCGAGCCCCAGCCAAAGGUAAUUCAGUACUUACUGGAUGAAUCUUUCAUGUUGGACGAAGAGAGUCUGUAUGAGUCUUCGCUCCUAAUUGAACCAAAACUCCCCACAUGAGGCUGUUCUCCUCACCUGCCAGCGCCGGCCACAUCACCGCCGGAACCCCAGCUGCCCCCAGCUGCUUCUGUGAACACCUGCUUUACGAUUAUUGUAUAUAAUCGUUGCGUGCCUCUGUACUUGUUCUCCAGCGUGUGCUUCCCCGAGAAUAUAUUAUCUCUUCUUGUCCCGUAAAACUGAAAUAAAAAUGUCUGCAUUCAAAAUAUAGAUGUCUGCACUCUCAGA